CUUUGUUGCUGGUCCUGGUACAGAACUGGCACCAGACUUUUCAUGACUCAACAGAGUGGCACCUAAACGCUGCGUUUUUCCACCCGGCAUAGAACCCAUAUAUACCUUCGCACUCUCCCACUUGCGACUCUUCCUUCUCUCACACCGGUCCAUAGAGUCACAAACAAAGUACGGAAGAUAUUCUCGACAGUUCUGCUUGCGAAGGCCAUACUCACUCGCACUGUCAUCCACACAACAGAUAAAAUCAAACCACCACAGCUAUGGAUCUCCUUGAUGAAUUGGAAUCUAUGGCAAUCAACAUCUCUGACCCUUCUACCAACAUGAUCAUUUCAGAUGUCGACGUAGAGAGAUGGCAAGUCCUGUUCGGUCUAAGUCGCCCAGAGGCCGCCCAAGCUAUCGAGGCCCAUCGCAACGACUUCACAAAAACAAGGGUAUCCGACGAGCUCUGGGAGGCCGUCAGACCAAACAAGGAGCCCGAAGGCUUCGACCGGGAAGCCUACGAAUACUCAAUCACCCAGAAGCGAGUCAUCAACACAAAAGCAACCACCGCAACCAUCGAGUCUGGAACAUUCAUUGUCCAACUCGGAGGACCCCUUAACUGCGCUGGUGCAAUCCAGGAGGCCGCCCAACUCAACGCCCCUCCUCAACUAGCGACCGGGGUUGGUGAACACGGCCAGACACAGUUCUGCGAGAUCGACGUCCUUGCCAAAUCAAUGCUCGUCGCAUGGCUUGCAGAGCACCAUCCCUCCUUCCGGCCGAUCAUUGUGCGCCUGGCCAAGGCCAAGAAGGAUCUCUGCUCACGUACUCUAGCACCAAUGCUUGGAGUGGACUCUACGUUGCCACAGCACCGGGCCGUCGCCGACAGUUUCACUCCAUUGCCCAGACAAAAUGACUAUCCUGUAUGGUACUUCUUUUACGGAACUCUGGCCGAUCCGCAAGUCCUGACACAACACCUUGGUUUGGAGGAGAAGCAGCCAUCGUUCUUGCCCGCUCACGUCUGCGGAGGUCAAGUCCGGACAUGGGCUGGCAAGUACAAAGCUCUUGUGGAUGCGCCCAUGGAAAAUCAAGUGUUCGGCAGCGCCUUUCUCGUCACCUCUCGCGAACAGGAAGAAGCACUGCGAUUUUAUGAGACGGACAAGUACGAUGUUGUUCGAUGCCGUAUUGUCACCGAAGAUGACACACUCGAUGGACUUACCUUCCGCUUCAAUGGAACGGAAGGACUCGAGGAGUUGAAGCAGUGAAGCCAAAGAGAUUCUGCCGCGCGGCAAGACCGGCGGGUAGAAAAAUACGAAACGUGGUCUUGAUUGCUCCAGGAAAGACACGGAAAUCUGAAUGUGCCUUCAUGGUACUAUACAUCUUCUCAGAUGAUGUACAGUCUCCACCACGACCUCAGAUCGCGCUCGACUUGUUCGAGCUCUUUUUCUCUUUCUAUCUGCUCGAUUUCAGACAGGUCGAUCUGAGACAGUUUGAGCGGCUUGGUGCGGUAGAACAGCCACGCAACGGCCCAGAGGACUAGAGUGAUUGACGUUAGUC
This is a messenger RNA of Exophiala viscosa, 1533 nucleotides long. RefSeq lists its product as uncharacterized. The record is from RefSeq and is a predicted model, not a curated record. The transcript has a single exon. Lineage: Eukaryota; Fungi; Ascomycota; Eurotiomycetes; Chaetothyriales; Herpotrichiellaceae. The coding region runs from base 261 to 1241 and encodes 326 amino acids.